AUGGACCGUGGAUCGGCAGCCCAAAACUCCCACCUGGUGGAGGAGGUGUUCCGUGACAUCAAGGGCCGGCGAGUCGCCAUCAUCAGGGCGCUCACCACCAAUUUCGAGGACUUCUAUCAACAAUGCGAUCUCGAGGGUUUUGCAUAUCUCAUUUCGCCUACUUUGCAGUCUAUGGCUUAUGGAAGGGGACAGAUCCCUACUGGCAUGCCAAUGGUGCCCAUGGUCUUACCCGAUGGACGACUUGGAUAUGUGCUGCAACAGCCUGAAGCACCUGUCUCAAGACCGCAGCAUGGGGGAAAAUAUAGUGGCAGCUCAAGUGGAGGUCAGAACAAUGACAGUGGAUGUGGACGCAGAUAUAAGCCAUACUAA
This is a messenger RNA of Zingiber officinale, 369 nucleotides long. Its product is annotated as heterogeneous nuclear ribonucleoprotein Q-like. Bases 1 to 369 code for a protein of 122 amino acids. Gene Ontology annotation, biological process: regulation of DNA-templated transcription. NCBI's taxonomy places the organism in Eukaryota, Viridiplantae, Streptophyta, Magnoliopsida, Zingiberales, Zingiberaceae. The record is from RefSeq and is a predicted model, not a curated record. The transcript is spliced from 4 exons. Gene Ontology annotation, molecular function: histone binding.